UUGACUUAUUAAAUGCCUAGCUGCUUACUUCUUCAACCCUGUGACUAACACUGAAGAAAACAAAGACAUAGGAUGAGCAUCGGUGAAGGAAAGUUGGUGUGUGUUACUGGUGCUUCUGGCUAUGUUGCUUCAUGGAUUGUCAAGUUUCUUUUGGAACAUGGUUACACUGUUAGAGCCACUGUUCGUGACCCCAGUAAUCCCAAGAAGGUUGAGCACUUGGUUAAACUUGAUGGAGCAAAAGAGAGAUUGCAUCUGUUUAAGGCAGAUUUGUUAGAAGAAGGUUCCUUUGACUCUGCUAUUCAGGGAUGUGAUGGUGUCUUUCACACUGCUUCACCUGCUCGCCAUAUCGUCAAAGAUCCACAGGCUGAGUUGAUUGGUCCAGCAGUGGAGGGAACUCUUAAUGUUCUUAAGUCAUGCGCAAAAUCACCAUCUGUGAAACGAGUUGUCUUAACUUCUUCUACUGCUGCAGUUCAAUUUAAUGAAAGGCAUAAAAGUUCAGAAGUAGUGGUUGAUGAGACAUGGUAUUCAGAUCCAGAUUUCUGUAGGGAAUCAAAGAUGUGGUAUGCCCUUUCAAAGACCCUGGCUGAGGAUGCUGCAUGGAAAUUUGUAAAUGAAAACAGAAUUGAUAUGGUUGUUAUUAACCCAACAACGGUGGCUGGACCUCUCUUACAACCAGAGGUUAAUCUUAGUGUUGAGCCAAUUUUAGACCUAAUUAAUGAUCCAGAUUUCUGCAGGGAAUCAAAGUUGUGGUACACACUUUCAAAGACUUUGGCUGAGGAUGCUGCCUGGAAAUUUGUAAAUGAAAACAAAAUUGACAUGGUUGUUCUUAACCCGUCACUGGUGUCCGGACCUCUCUUACAACCAGAGGUUAAUUAUAGUGUUGAGCGAAUUUUAAACCUAAUUAAUGGUGUCCCAUUUCCAAAUUCGUCUAUGGGAUGGGUCGAUGUGAAAGAUGUUGCUAAAGCACAUAUUCAAGCAUAUGAGAUUGCUUCCGCUAGUGGAAGAUAUUGUUUGGUCGAGAGAGUGGUACACUACUCUGAACUUGCUAGGAUUUUAGGUGAUCUGUACCCAACAAUACAAAUUUCAAACAGGUGUGAGGACAAUGGACCUUAUGUGCCUACAUAUCAAUAUUCCCAAGAAAAGGCCAAGAGUUUAGGAAUCGAGUUUACUCCUUUAGAAAUAAGCAUCAAGGGAACUGUGGAAAGCUUUAGAGAAAAGAAAAUCGUCAACUUUUAAUCUGUGUUAUCCUCUUGAUGAAUAAAUUCAUGUAACUAAAUUUGCAUCAUUGAACAACAUUUUCAUAUGUACUGUUUGUUGACAAUAAGCCUUAUAUUGUGAGACAUAAGUGAAAUCAUUCACCUUAAAACUUCAAGUUACUGUAAAUGUAAAUGAAGGGACUGAAUAAUAUUGAUAUUGAAUAGAUUCAACUGGGGAAUAUUAUGAA
Molecule: messenger RNA, 1444 nt
Organism: Lotus japonicus
Lineage: Eukaryota; Viridiplantae; Streptophyta; Magnoliopsida; Fabales; Fabaceae
Product: cinnamoyl-CoA reductase CAD2-like
Exons: 8
Coding region: 73-1236 (387 amino acids)
Molecular function (GO): oxidoreductase activity, acting on the CH-OH group of donors, NAD or NADP as acceptor
Source: RefSeq, a predicted model, not a curated record